CUGGGGUUGAGAACAUACAUCAGUUGCUGGACAUUCAGGAUGAGCAAAGGGCCUGAUGAGAAUGGCCUUGAAGGUGGCGACAUUUGGGGUGAAAUUGAGCCGGAGAUCCUCGGGAUGACAAACGACGAGCUUAAGCAACGCAUUCGGCUGCUGGAUAACGAGAUCCGCAUCAUGCGCAGCGACAUCACGCGGAUCAACCACGAAAGCCAGACCCAACGCGAGCGCAUCAAGGAAAACAACGAAAAGGUCAAGCUGAACAAGCAAUUGCCGUACCUGGUGGGAAACGUAGUCGAGAUCCUUGAGAUGGAGAACGAAGACGACGAGCAAGACGGCGCGGCGGCGGAUGCGGACGUUGGCCGAAAAGGCAAGAGCGCCGUGAUCAAAACGUCGACCAGACAAACCAUCUUCCUCAGCAUUCCAGGGCUUGUGGACGCUGAGAAGUUGAUCCCGAACGACCUCGUGGGCACGAACAAGGACAGCUACCUCAUUCUGGAAAAGCUGCCGGCCGAGUACGACUCCCGCGUCAAGGCCAUGGAGGUGGACGAGAAACCCACGGAAGACUACAACGACAUUGGUGGGUUGGACAAGCAGAUCCAGGAGCUGGUCGAAGCCGUGGUGCUCCCUAUGACGCACAUGGAGCGCUUCCUCGCCAUCGGCAUCCAGCCGCCGAAAGGAGUGCUGCUCUACGGUCCUCCCGGCACCGGCAAGACCCUCUUGGCUCGCGCGUGUGCCAAGCAGACGGAUGCAAUCUUCCUCAAACUGGCGGCGCCGCAGUUGGUGCAGAUGUUCAUUGGGGACGGUGCCAAGCUUGUGCGCGACGCAUUCGAGUUGGCCAAGGAGAAGUGUAAGGACAAGAGCAAGGGCGGCGCCAUCAUCUUUAUCGACGAACUGGACGCCAUCGGAACCAAGCGCUUCGGAGGCGAGCAGUCGGGGGACCGCGAAGUGCAGCGCACGAUGCUGGAGCUGCUGAACCAACUGGACGGGUUCACGAGCAACACCAAGAUCAAAGUGAUUGCGGCCACCAACCGUCCCGACGUGCUCGACCCUGCACUGUUGCGGUCCGGUCGGCUGGAUCGCAAGAUUGAACUGCCUCAUCCGAACGAAGAGGCGCGGGCGCGGAUCCUUCAAAUUCACUCGCGUAAAAUGAACGUCGACAUGGCUGACGUCAACUUUGACGAGCUGGCGCGAUGCACGGACGACUUCAACGGCGCGCAGCUCAAGGCGGUGUGCGUGGAAGCGGGCAUGUUGGCGCUGCGCCGCGAAGCCAGUAUCAUCAAGCACGAAGACUUUAUGGAAGGCAUUGGGGUUGUGUCGGCCAAGAAGAAGGCGACGCUGCAGUACUAUGCUUAACAGUAGAGAAAAGCCCCACAACCAUCCGUGCUUCUACGUUGUUUGUUCGGAUCUUGGCGGCGAUUCGUCCGCCGCUUGCGUAGACAGCAUGCUAUCCAUCAUCGAGUGCAAAUCUCGCACUUUACCAGUCAAUACUUCCUGGACUCGCUUGAUCCUGUCCAGCUGCAGCACCGCCUCGGCCCCGAUACCCCCCGAG
Aphanomyces astaci is the source of this 1546-nucleotide messenger RNA. RefSeq names its product 26S protease regulatory subunit 6A. Bases 40 to 1350 code for a protein of 436 amino acids. Gene Ontology annotation, cellular component: proteasome regulatory particle, base subcomplex. Gene Ontology annotation, biological process: proteasome-mediated ubiquitin-dependent protein catabolic process. Gene Ontology annotation, molecular function: ATP hydrolysis activity; proteasome-activating activity; ATP binding. The transcript is spliced from 5 exons. NCBI's taxonomy places the organism in Eukaryota, Oomycota, Saprolegniomycetes, Saprolegniales, Verrucalvaceae. The record is from RefSeq and is a predicted model, not a curated record.